Messenger RNA from Schizosaccharomyces osmophilus, 2433 nucleotides. It is a transcript of the gene meu1, whose product is annotated as Schizosaccharomyces specific protein. The transcript has a single exon. Lineage: Eukaryota; Fungi; Ascomycota; Schizosaccharomycetes; Schizosaccharomycetales; Schizosaccharomycetaceae. Bases 1 to 2433 code for a protein of 810 amino acids. The record is from RefSeq and is a predicted model, not a curated record.
AUGAUUUCUACAAUCAGAGUCAUCGAAGAUAAACAAUGUCAAAGUCUUAUAGAAAAAAAAACAGAAGAAUACGAAAGUACUCGCGUAAAGGACAUUACCCAGCUGAUUACCAGCGAUGAAGCCGUUAGCUUGAUGAGUGUUGAUACCACAGAUAUGAAGACUGUUGUGAAGAUUGAACACCUCAUUAAAAAUGUCCUACAGUUCAUACAAGAAAAGAACCAGGCCAUGUUUAAUCUAGAAUGCAAACUGAUUUGCUCCAAAUACGCAUUCCAAAUAUCGGAUUCAAAAAACAAGGCUCUUCAAACAGAACAAGAAAGCCUAAAGGAAAGUCAACAUUCCAUGAAAGUCAAGAAUUUCCAAAACGAGCAUAAGAUUAAGCCUUUAGUAAAUAAACAAAAAGAGUUGGAAAUGGACGUGUUUCAAUUAACGACGGAAAAGAAGAUGCAACAAUCAAAGAUACAGCAACAGGGUAAAGAAAUAUUUUCCCUUGCCUCUCAAUGUGAGAGAUUGAAACGGCGGUUGAAUUCAGUCAACGAAGAUAACUACAAACAUCAGCACAACCUAGCUAUUCUGAAGGAUGUGUUGAAAAUUAAAGAGGAAGAGAGCAAGCAAUUAUAUAAGGAAAGGAAGACCUUUAUUGCAAGCAUUGAUCGAGCAAAUUUUGAAGCCGAGCAAAUGAAAUUUCAACUAGAAAAGCAUUCAGAAGAAGACAUUCUGACAAGAACUAGCGUCGAUAAUCUUUCUAACAUGAUAAAUGUUAUUCGAAAUGACUGUCAAAAAGUUGAGGAAGAGAACCGAAUCCUUAAUAUGGAAAAAAGUCAAAUGACCCAAAAAGUACUGGCUUUGGAAAACGACUUGGAGGAGUUGGAAAUAACUUGUCAGAUUUUCAAAGAAGAGAUCGAAAUAUCAGAGAAAGAAAAUGAAGAUUUGAGAAAGACAUUGAAAGGACGAAAACAACUGCAGCCAAUUUCUGAAGAAGCACACAGUGUCAUCCCAAGCGAAGAAAAUUUAGAGAGCGACAGGCAAAGGAAACUAUUGAAAAAGAUUGAAGAAGAGAUUGAUGAACAUGAGAUGAAAGAACAAAGCACAAAAUUGGAAAAGAAAUACGAGGAAAUGACUAGUGCUUUGGACAAAUCUCAACAAGAAUCCACAACCUUAAAGGACGAGAAGAAAAAAACAAUGGAUGAGAAUUCAAAAUUAAAAGAUGCGAUGAAAGAAUUGGAGAUGCAAAGUGAACAGGCCAAAAAAGAAAACGAGAAAUUGACCUGUGAAAUCAAUAAUUUAACUCAUGAAAAUGAUAGCAUCAAAGAAAAAGAUGCAAAACUGAAAUUCCUUCAAGAGAAAUGUACAAACACCGUUAAAAAAUUCAAAGAUUUGACUCUGGACCAUGCCAGACAAACUGUGAAAGCCGAGUCCCUUGCUUUAAAAUGUCAAACAUUGGAAUCUGAAUUAAAGGAGAAAGAAGCGCAAUGGAAAAAAUCUUCUUCGUUUCGAUUGCAAGAAAUAAAAACCCUAAAUGGACAGAUUCAUGAUCAAUUUGUUCAACUCGAGACCUUGCAAAAAUCCAAUGACAGCCUAGUGAAGCAAGUACAAGAAAAACCAGAUAAAACAACGCUUGAAACUCUUAAAAUGACGCUUCUAGUCCGACAAAAGCAUGUUUCAUUUUUGGAAAAAGAGAAUCAAAAGCUACAAAAGCUUUAUGACGUACAAAAACAACGAUACGGUUAUUAUCAGAAUUCCAUACAAAGCAUUUCAAACGAAAGAAUACAUUACUACGAAAACGAAAUUCAAAUACUUCAGAAUCAGAUUUAUAUGUUUACCUUGGAAGUACAAAACAGUGAAAUUCAACGCGACUUAACGAAGUUGAAAUUGAAUAAAAGCCGGCUCAACGAUCAAAACAAACUUGGAAAUAACCAAAUAUUCGUCUACAUGUCUGCCUUUGAAAUACGCAACUCCCGCAUGAGCUUACUAUCCCAAGAGGACAAGGAGAACUGUUCUCAAAUAACAAGUAAAGGAGAACGUUUUAUGAACCCUGAAAACGUUCAAAGAGCCGGUUUGCAAGAUCUGGAAACCUUUGAUAAAACAAACAUACUUCAAAACGAGAACCGACAAGCAAUUGAAACCGCAAAUCAAAAUUACGAUAAAACAAACAUGAUACAUGGAAAUGAAAUGUCAAAAGAAAUGGUUGAUGAUGAAUAUGAAUUAGAAUUAAACCAAGAAGAACCUACAGACGUGAAUGAAGAAAAUACGGCAAAGGAGGCAUGCUUGUUUUACUCUGAAGAAGAAAAAAGCCAACUUCCAGGGUUUAUUGCGGAUGCGAAACCCGCAAAUUACAAUCUGUUUACUUGUUGUCAAGGUGCAACGGAAGGGGUAUCAAACAAAAAAAAGGAACUAUCAAAAAAGAAAUUGGUUCAUCAACUGUUUCGUUCUUAG